Messenger RNA from Lineus longissimus, 592 nucleotides. RefSeq names its product calmodulin-alpha-like. The transcript is spliced from 5 exons. Gene Ontology annotation, molecular function: calcium ion binding; enzyme regulator activity. Bases 59 to 532 code for a protein of 157 amino acids. Lineage: Eukaryota; Metazoa; Nemertea; Pilidiophora; Heteronemertea; Lineidae. The record is from RefSeq and is a predicted model, not a curated record.
GCUGCCCUCAAUAGUAGACGUUUUGUAAACAUUUCGGAGUGAUUACCGUCGGUGGUAGAUGCGUAAGAUGAAAACCAAGGCGCUGAUUGAUCAACUUACUGAAGAACAAGUAAUCGAAAUCCGUGAGGCGUUUCGCUUGUUCGACAAGGACGGCGAUGGGACUGUAUCUACACAGGAGUUGGGGACGGUGCUGAAAUCACUUGGACAGGCACCAACAGAUGAUGAGCUAGAGACCAUGAUUAACGAAGUGGACACUGACGGCAAUGGUAUCAUCGAGUUCUCAGAGUUCCUCGCCAUGAUGGCAAAGAAGAUGUUAGGGGGAGAGUCCGCGCUUGACAUCCGGGAGGCGUUCAAGGUGUUUGAUCGGGACGGGCACGGCUACAUCACGGUGGCAGAACUCAAACGCGUGAUGACCACCCUUGGGGAGAAGAUGACGGAGGAGGAGGUGAAUGAGAUGAUAUCAGAGGCAGAUGUGGAUGGGGAUGGCAAGGUCGAUUAUGAAGAGUUUGCGGAAAUGAUCAAGUCGAAAUAGGACACACCUCAUGAGGAUGAUAAGACAGAAUGGACUAGGCCACAGUUGAUGAAUCCAUUC